AUGUCUCUGGAGCUACAGGCUCUGCAGUCGGUAGGUGUCGUCUCGUUUGCAGCUUUUCUUCUCUUCGUUGACCUCCUCGACUUCCCCUUCCCAUCGGCCCGCACCCCCUCCUCCCAGCUUCUCCUGGACGGCUGUCGCCGCUGCUACUGGAUGACCUGGGAGCCCUCCUCUUGCAUUUGCAGCUUCCACUCCCAUCAUUUCCCUUCUCCACCCCCACCUGCCCAUCCGCCCUUUCACCCACCUCUCAGCUCCUUCUGGACGGCUGCAGCCGCUGCUACUGGAUGGCCUGGGAACCCUCCUCUGUCGCACAGACUGCAAUACCCCUGCUCUUCCCGCUUUCCCCCAACCCAUCAGCUCCUUCUGGACGGCUGCCGCCGCUGCUACUGGAUGACCUGGGAGCCCUCCUCUGUGCGCCUCUGCACUGCCAGCUGGAGCCCUACUACCCGCCAGGCUGCAGAAGCGAAGGGAGAAAGGGUGAAGGCAGGAGAAGCAGCAGCAGGAGGAGUGGGAGCACUGGUGAUGGGAGGGGCAGGAGAAGCGGGAGGGGCAGGGAGUGGGGAGUGGAGGAGGGAGGAGAUGCAGGAGGAGCGGAUGGGGCUGAUGGGGGAGGUGAAUUGCAUGGUGAAUGCGGUGAUGGGGGCGCUGGAGAAGCUGGUGUGUGCUGGCGUGGGGCUCGAUGUGAUGGGCGCAGACAUGCGCGCUCUUGUUGCCUUUGCUCUCCAGUGCCCGCAGCCCAACCAGGUGGCUCGAGUGCUGCUGCUGCUCUACCGCCUCAUGUCUCAGCCCAACAGCAGCAGAGCAUCAGCCUUCAUGGUGCAGUUCCUCGCAUCAGGGGGGGCAGAGAUGCUUCUGGCACUGCUGCUGCGAGAAACCCAGUAUGGGGAGACCUACCCGGUCAGUUUCCCGGCCAAAUCCGGCAGUCGACCAAUCAGAAGGCGUCUGAUUCCUAUUCCGGGCGGCGAAGACCUUGGAGUUGGGGAUGGGGAGGGGAGAGGGGGAGUGGAAGGGGGCAAGGGGGAAGAGUUGGGGGGUAAGGGUGAGGGUGAGGAGGAAGGUGCACGGAAGGUUCUGGUGUUUGAGGAUGGGAAGGGAGGGGCGGUUGAGGGGCAAGUGGGGGAGGAGAGCAAGGGAGAAGAUUUGAACGAGGGAGGGGAGAUGGCAGAGAGUGGGGGGAAGGAAGGUGAGGAUAGGGGUGAAGGAGAGAGGGAAGGACAGCAGGAGAAGGGUGAGGACAGUGAAAAAGCUUGUGGGAAAGAUUCGACGAAGGAGGGUGAAUCUGGGGAAGGUAUAUCUGAGGAGAGGGAAAAGAAAGAGGAUGUUUCUGAGAAGGAGAGUGAGGGGAAGGAGGAGGAGAAAAAGGAAGAGGAGAAGAAGGAAGAGGAAGAGAGCAAGAGUAAGCCGAAGCAAGAGGCGACAAAGGGGGGAGGCGUGUGGGAUCUGAGCACUUGGAACGUGUUUCUGGAGCCUCUUGGGUUGAAGGUUGGCUCGAUUGACGAUAAGAAAACUGAGGCAGAGAAACCGGACUCAGCAGCAGGCAAAGAGGGCGGGGAGAGAGGCUCAAGGGCAGCAGCAGGAGCAGCAGCAGCAGCAGGGGCAGCAGGAACAGGAAACAGGAGAAGCUCUAGUGGGCUAUCCCAGGAUGCAGGAGGUGGGGAGCAGUCAGGAGCGGGCAAAGAGCAGGAGAGGGGUAUGGAAGAAGGUGAGGAGGAGGAUGGGGAGGAGGACACGAGGAGGGGAGUAGCGGAGGUAGCAGCAGUGGUGCAGCGGCUCAGGGCGAAGCAGGUGUAUGAGGACGACGCAGAGGAGAGUGCGGUGCAGGUGACAAAGGAAGGGAUGGCCGUGCUUGCUCCCUGGGUGUGUGUGUCUGUGCCCCGCUUGGCCCGGACCGGCCCUGCGUCUGGUUCUUCCCUUGUGAAAUCUGCCUCCAGUCAUGCGAGCGGCGGUGCCGGUGCUGGUGCUGCUGCUGUGGCGGCGGCGGCUGCUGCUGUUGCGAAAGUUGCAAGUAGGGAUGGGGGAGGCGGCAGCAGGGGUAUUGGCGCCAGCAGCAGUGCGGGUAGCAGUGGCACAGUUGUUAAGAGUGGCAGUGGUCAUGCCUCUGCUGGUAGGGCUGAGGGAAGGGUUGCAUUCAGAUCAUCAUCCUCUCAUGGCGCUCCCACCACCACAGGAGGAUCUGCUGCCGCUGCUGCUGCAGCUGCUGCUGCUGCUGCUGGGGGGUUGGGAGCGGUGGUGACGGAGAGGGCAGGGAAGGACCGCAGUAAUGUGGGUGCGUGGGCGGUGUAUGGGGUGCAGAGGGCGCUGCAGGUGGCGCCUGGGAGGCUGUUCACGCCUGCUGUGUACCAUGCUCUCAUGACUGCUGUGCUGCGAUGCAAGGCCGUCGAUUCUCCCUCCGCCCUCCUCCCCCCGUCCACCUUCAUAGCGCCCUGGGAGCAGCAGCUGCUACUAGCGCUCCUCCGCGCGCUGCCCUCUGCCGCGCCGCACACUCAGCUCGCAGUGCUCCAGGACCUGCUGCUGCUGUUCUCCCUCAACCCCGCCAACACACGCCUCCUCACCCACUCCCCUGAGUGGCCCGAGUGGCUGCUCGAGAUCCUGCUGGCAAACCUCGAGGCCUUGCCUGCAACAGGCUCCCUCCAACCCACAGCAACGCAAGUCGAUGAGAAGGAGAGCACUGGAGGUGGCAGCGAUGGGGACUCGCGUGCAGUGCGCAGCAGCACAAGCGUGCAGGAGGAUGUGAAUGAGCUCAUCUUCAGCUUCCUGGGAAUAGUUUUUGAGCACUGCUUGACAGUCAAGCAGGGGUGGAAGGUCCUGGAGGCCUCCUUUCAGUGCCUGCUGUGGAAGGCACUCAUUGGGGGAAGCAGCGUGGGAGAGCAGCUAAAAAGGAGGCAAGCAGCAAUGGUAACCAUCCAUCGCAGGCUGUUACACGAAGCUCUGGACUUCACCGCCUCGCACCUCCCCGCAAACCCUCCUGCUCCUCCAAACCCCUCUCAACCCCACUCUCUCUCCUCCCCUCCGCCCUCUUCCUCUGCCCUAGACAUGCUCUCUCCACGCUCUUCCACCACCCCUGCUACUGCCGCCUUGCCUACCACUGCCUCUCCUGCUGCUGCUGCUGCUGCUGCUGCUGCUGCUGCUGCUGCUGCUGCUACUGCUGCUGCUGCUGCUGCCCCAACUGCUGCUGCCCCAACUGCUGCUGCUGCUGCUGCUGCCACCUGCCUGUUAGAAAACGCAGUGGCACUGCUGAUGCUGCUGGAAGAGUUUCUACGCAUGCAGGCUGAGAAGAAGAUUAGCGUGGGGGAGGGCGAGGAGGAAGAGGAAGGGGAGGAGGAGAGUGGGGAUGGCCUGGUGGAGGGUCAGAGGGUGGACAGGGAUGGAGUGCGCCAGACAGACCCUCCCACUGCAGAUGCUACAGCUGCUAUAGCCGAUUCGCCUGCUACAGCUGCUGCAGAUUCUGCCUCUAAUGGUUUCGGGUGGGUGGCCGAGUUCCCUCUCAUCGAUCUCAGCGCAGAAACCCUCCCUUCCACUGCUGUCACUGUCACUGUCACCACCUCCGCAGCAGCACCCACUUCCAGCCCAGCGGCAGGAGCAGCCGUGCACGAAUCAUUAUCAGCACCCGCAGCAGUGCCGGCAGCAGCAGCAGCUGGGAUGCAUUUUGAUCUGCUCACCGGCUCCUUCUCUCCCUCCAAUCUACCCCUGCACCCCACCGUCUCGCCUCCUCUAGCCCCCCUGUCAUCCCCACCAGGAUCAGCCUCCCUUAUUUCCCUAGACAGCCCCCAACAAGAGCGGCAGGAGCGGCGGCUACAGACACAUGCAUCGCCAUCAGGCCUCGGGUCAGCAAUAGAGAGGAACCGCAAGAAGCACAAACCAAGGCGGUUCAAAGCCGUCCAAUCUGCCUUAGCUAGCUACGGAUCUAUUGUCCAAUCCCUGCCCGACAGCUGGCGCCGCCGGUCCCGGCUGUGGUUUGGAGAGGGUGUGGGGGAGGAAGGGGAGGAGGCAGUGGGGUGGGGGGGUGAGGGAGGAGGGAAGGGGGGGAAGGGAGGGGAGGCGGGUGGUAGUGAGGAGGGGAGCAGAGCAGAGGUGUCUGCUUUAGAGCGAGUGUUAUUAGAGCUUGCUGAACCUAUAGUGGAGGAUGAGGAGGAGGAUGAGGCAGGGGGAUGGGUAGACCUACGCCUAGUGCUAAAGGGUGUGACUAUAUUGAAGGGUAUGCUUCUAGAGAAGGAGGGGGUGGGAGCAGCGGAGUCUGGCGUUUUGGCUGUGCUGGGAGGGGUGGGGGCAGGAAUGAGCGAGGCUCUUAAAGGGAUAUUGGAUGAUGAUCAAUCGCUUGUGACUAUAUUGAGGGUGGUGUUGGUGGCGGCUAGGGAGACGGAUGGGGGGGAGAUGGGUGGAGAGCUGAUUAGGAAAGGAGUUCAGGAGGGGGAGGAAGUUACAGAGAAGGUUCUGAGCUCCUUGCUGUGGAGAAUUCUCGCGCCCCUCCUCACCACCUCUCGCCUCGACCAGCGCCAGAACUGCGCUCUCUCUGUUGCUGCCAUUCUGCACACCGAGGUAUGUGACGACCACAGAGGUAUGGGCCGUAACUCGUUCCCCUCCCCCCCACCCUCUGCCAGAUCAUCCAUUCAAUCGAUCGAGAUCGCACCAUACUGCGCCCCACCUGUCUCUCCCUCCUCCUCCCGCCCUUCACCGCCCUCCUCCGCAAGUGGCGCCCGUCCCUACGCCAGAUCAUCUCUGAAUGUGUUAUCCCUAUCCCCUCUCCCCCUCCCCUCCCCCCACACCUCGCCAGAUCAUCCAUUCAAUCGAUCGAGACCGCACUAUCCUGCGCCCCACCUUCCUCUCCCUCCUCCUCCCCCCCUUCACCGCCCUUCUCCGCAAGUGGCGCCCGUCCCUCCGCUGCCUCCGCCUCCUCUCAGACCACACAGGCGCUUCCCCUUUCUCACACCCCAACACCCCCUUUUCAAUAAGCAUGGGCAAUUCCCUUUUCACCCUUCCUCACCCCAAAACAUGCUUUCUCCUCUUUCCCCUCCCACCCUUCCCCAGAUCAUCCAUUCAAUCGAUCGAGAUCGCACCAUCCUGCGCCCCACCUUCCUUGCCCUCCUCCUCCCCCGCUUCAAAGCCAUCCUCCGCAAGUGGCGCCCAGCCCUCUGCCAGAUCAUCUCUGAAUUGGCGCCCAUCCCUGCGCUGCCUCCGCCUCCUCUCAGACCACACGGGCGCCUCCCCCCUCUCACACCCGAACAACCCCUUUUCAAUGAACAUGGGAUGGGCAAAUCCCUUUUCACCCUAAACUUGCUUUCUCCUCUUUCCCCUCCCACCCUCCCCCAGAUCAUCCACUCUAUCGAUCGCGAUCGCACCAUCCUGCGCCCCACCUUCCUCUCCCUCCUCCUCCCGCCCUUCACCGCCCUCCUCCGCAAGUGGCGCCCAUCCCUGCGCUGCCUCCGCCUCCUCUCAGACCACACAGGCGCUUCCCCCUUCUCAGACCCCAACACCCCGGCACUUGCCACCGACGCCAGCCCUACCGAGGCUGCUCUUGCGUUUCUCUCUCCGGUGUGGGUCGCUGCGUUUGCCUCGCCGCCUGCUGCUGUCUGCCUGGCCGCCACUGCUGCUGCCACAGGCCCUGCGGCUGCUCAUGGCUCGGGUAGGAGCUGGAACAGCAGCAGCAGGAGCAGCAUCGGCGGUGGUGGCGGUGUGGGUGGUGCAUUUUUCGGUGCUGGUGCUGCUGCUGGAAGGAUGGGGCAAGAGAGGAAGCUGGGGCACAUGGAUCGGCUGUACGGGCUGACAGAUGGCAGGCCGGGAGUGGACGGAGUUCCCGAGGCCGCCACGUCAGCGAAGCGGCGGGAGAAGGGGGACAUUCUGAGGUCUGGGCGGUGGAGCCUGUGGGAUUCGCUGGAAGGCGCGUGGGUAGAUGUGAUUGGUCUCAAACACCCUGCUCUCAAGCUCUCUAGUCUCCUGCACUCCUCUCUUGCCAAGGGCAGCAGCAGCAACAGCAGCAGCAGCAGCAGCAGCAGCAGCGGCAGCGGUGUGAGCAGUAUCAAGGAGUGGGAUGAGGUGGAGAUGCGGUACAACAUCUCUCUGGGACCCAGAGUGGGGGGGCUGCAGCUCUACCUCUCGUCUCUGCUCGACCUCCUCGACUCACAGGUCAGUCAGCCUCCCCCAGCAGAGAAUGAGCUCUACCUCUCCUCUCUGCACGACCUGCUCGACUCACAGGUCAGCCUCCCUCAACUGUCAUCUACACCAGCGUUUACCUCCCUCUGGGUCACAGCUUACCUCCCUGAGUCACACCUGAGUCACAGCCUCCCUGGGUCACAGACUCACAGCCUCCCUGAGUCACAGCCUCCCUGGGUCACAGCCUCCCUGGGUCACAGCCUCCCUGGGUCACAGCCUCCCUGGGUCACAGCCUCCCUGGGUCACAGCCUCCCUGGACCCUGCAAGAAGCAAAGCUUCACUCACCCAUUGUCAAGGCUCGGGCGGCAGGAGCGUGCAUGUGGCGCUCUCUCAUUCGCCAGCUGCUCAAGUCUGGGCGGCUGUGUGGCGCUCGGGCAAGCCAUGAGGAAUUCCGCCAAUCACCAGUGA
Closterium sp. Naga37s-1 is the source of this 6552-nucleotide messenger RNA. The record is from the annotation of a GenBank genome assembly. Lineage: Eukaryota; Viridiplantae; Streptophyta; Zygnematophyceae; Desmidiales; Closteriaceae.